AUGUCUAGCCUUACCAACACCGUCGCUCAUGCCGUGUCCCUUUUGACCCAGCCCUUAGCCAAGGCCUACCCCCCUCAGACCAUCGUCAAGCUCCAGCUUGUCCUGGAGGCCAACCUCACCGCACUGUACGCCGAGUCCUGGGAUGUCCACCAGCCGAUGCGUGGCUCUGCCCGUCGCUGCCUCGUGCUCUCCCCCGACUGUCUUCCUCCUCGAGCCAUCUACGCUGCCUGCAUCGCCGCUGGCGUCCAGUGGUUCGACUGGAUUGCCCUGCUUGGCGGCAAGGACGUCGAAUUCUUCGUCGACCCUGGUUGUGUCUCGAUGCGUCUGGAGCGUACUGGCCCGGACAGCGAGCUCAUCCCUCUGUGGGUCGCUCAAACGCCUGCUCCCAGGCCCAUCGUCGCCACCUGCGUCCCAAUCCACAUCCCGCGCACGAAGACUAUGGCGCAACAGCUGCUCGAAGACGACGUUGAGUCGGACGAGCAGAUCUUCACCAUGCUGUCCGAUGAAGCCGGCGCCCCGACUUGGUUCACACCCGUCGUCGCAGAGUUCCCCAAGUCCCGGUCCAUUUCUCCGAUCUCGGCUCCUUCUCGGUGCAGCUCGCGGUCCUCCAAUUCGAGCAGCUCGGGUAGCACGUUCUCUUCGGUGGAGUCGUCGCCUUCGAUGUCGGAAGGCCCGCGGAUGUCUCGCAGGGAUCGUGCUCGCCAAGCUCGUGUUUUCAUUGACACGUCUAAGAACGAGGUAACCCCUUACGAUGGUGGCAAGACCACUGUCCUGACGGGUGGUGUGAUGCUCGGUGGCGCACCGAAACCUGCCCGCUCUCGUCACAACAACUCGAACGACGCCUACGGCUGGCGCGUGCGCAUUUGA
Molecule: messenger RNA, 867 nt
Organism: Mycena citricolor
Lineage: Eukaryota; Fungi; Basidiomycota; Agaricomycetes; Agaricales; Mycenaceae
Source: the annotation of a GenBank genome assembly